GAUAAAAUUUUGACCGUUUUCGCGUUAUUAAUUGUUUUAAAUUUUUUACCAUGUAUAAAGUGAUUUUGUUAUGAUCAAUAUCAUAAAUGUUUACAUCGUUUUAGCCUCAUACCUGUUCCCUCGCUAUGUUUUCAUAAUGAAUGUAAGCGCGGGAUUGUCAUCGACAUAGAGUAAAACCGCCCUGUAGUGCCAGACUGCCAGUGACCUACCUGUAACCACAAAAAUAUUUAAUAUUGUGUCCGCUAAUAAACUUAUGUAUCUACCUAUAUUUUGUAGUCUGGGAUUUUUUACAAUUCAAUAAGUGUGUGUCAGCGUCAGCCUCCCCGGCCUCUCCCAGAGUUUUAGUCACUAAAAUGUGUGGACGGCUUGCAUGCACGCUACAUGAGCGUGAACUGCGACGUUCUUGCGCCCUUGCGAGAGGGCAUCCAGCCAAAAGGGUACGCGGGAGGGAAGACCAGCCUCGAGGUUCCAAUGAAGGGAAACAGCCAGCUUUCACAAAUGACGGAGAUAAAAUGUCCAUUAAAAUCGAAUGCGAGGAGGAAGAUUUGGAGCCGGUGUGGAUUGAACCUGAGGCAGAGAGCCUGCAGUACAAAGCUAAUCACAAUGUCACCCCAACACAAUCUGUGCCAUGCCUGAUGAUGAACGAGGAUCGACGCACUGUCAUCACUCCAAUGUUGUGGGGCUUCAUUCCUGCUGGUCACAAAGGCACUGCUACCAAUCAUGGCUUGACCUCAUUCAACGCUCGGUCAGAAGGUCUGAGUGCAUCCCCCCUCUACAAAACAGCCUUCAAAUCAGGGAAAAGAUGUGCAGUCCUCUGCACUGGUUAUUACGAGUGGAAAACCAUUCAAGGACGAAAACAACCAUUCUUUUUCCACCUGCCACAAGAGGAAGAUGUCCUGGUUGAUGUUAACUGCAAGGAAGAAGAAAAUGAAGAGUUUCGGGAACGAAGAGUGACUCCCUUAGCUGGAAUUUAUCAUCACUGGACCAACUCAAAGGGGGAGAAGAUUCCAAAUGUGACCAUUAUUACCAUGGGUGCUGGUAAAUGGGUUUCCUGGUGCCACCACCGCAUGCCUGUUAUUUUGGACACUCCUGAAAAGCUGAACAACUGGCUCGACUAUGACAAAAUCAAUGCUGGCGAAGCUGAAAAGAUGUUUGUGGAGCCUAAUGUGAUUAACUGGUACCCAGUGAGGAAAGAAUUCCACACUUCCAAACCUGAACUAGCGCUGAAGUCAAUCAAAUUGGAGGAGUGUUCCUUGGUGCCAGAGUUCCUGUCUAAGUGGGAAGGGUUGGAAUCUAACGUGAAAAUAGAACCACCAGAAAUAGGCAAGUACAAGUCAACUUUGAAGAGAGCUAGCAGUCCUUUGAAUGACCCCAGCAGUCCUUCUAAGAAACAAACAACUUUGACGAAAUGGUUUACAAAGAAAGAACCCAAGUAAGCAAAAUAUACUAAGGUAAAUAUACCUCUGGCAAAUAAAAUGGAUUAUUUUCUUAAAAAUCAA
Cloeon dipterum is the source of this 1499-nucleotide messenger RNA. Its product is annotated as abasic site processing protein HMCES. The transcript is spliced from 5 exons. Gene Ontology annotation, biological process: DNA damage response. The record is from RefSeq and is a predicted model, not a curated record. The coding region runs from base 354 to 1436 and encodes 360 amino acids. NCBI's taxonomy places the organism in Eukaryota, Metazoa, Arthropoda, Insecta, Ephemeroptera, Baetidae. Gene Ontology annotation, molecular function: single-stranded DNA binding.